Messenger RNA from Octopus sinensis (East Asian common octopus), 1576 nucleotides. RefSeq lists its product as uncharacterized. The coding region runs from base 75 to 986 and encodes 303 amino acids. NCBI's taxonomy places the organism in Eukaryota, Metazoa, Mollusca, Cephalopoda, Octopoda, Octopodidae. The transcript is spliced from 4 exons. Gene Ontology annotation, cellular component: trans-Golgi network. The record is from RefSeq and is a predicted model, not a curated record.
GAUCAUUCAGACGGCAUAUUAUCAUUUAAUUGGUGACUGGAGUCACACGGUGCUUGAUUAGGUUUGCGAGCAUCAUGUUUGACAGAUAUCUCCAUUCAUUCCACACUUUUCCAUCUCAUUCCGUUCUUUCAUCUUCUAAUUAUUAUUGUUCUGUAUCUUUAUCAUCGAGGAGCAAAUCGAAACCUCGUCUGAAUUUCUCGGUGCUUCUAUCAACGGUUUUCUUCCUAGUAUCUUCGUUGUCAUCGUUUGCAGUGAGAGGAGCAGAUGCGAGUGAUGAUGUUGAAGAAUUAUGCCAGCAAUUAGGCCCUUGUAAAUGCAGAAUGGCCAACGAAACAGGUGAGAUAAAUCUGAAGAAUGUUGCCUUCUUCAACGGUAAACCACGUUUCGUUAUUGCUCUCAACCAGACCUUCUCCGUGGCCUACAACCCUUGCGUUGGAUUUACGUUGGCACCGGGUCCUGAUGUUUCCGAUAAGUGCAAAGAUGCAGCUGUGUGUGUCUUCAAAGUGUCCGACAAGAACUCUUCCUACAGAAACAGGGGUCAGUCGAAGUCAGCCAAGUUCCAAUUUGACCAAGAAUCCAGCAAAUUCUUCAUAAGUUAUACGUCUCCAGAUCAACUGUUCAAAACUCAUGUGUACCUCCAGUGCAGCCCCGUCGACCAACUGAGUGUGAUCAAGUCCCGAGAAGCUAACCAAUCCCUCUCACUGUUACUGCAGUCUGUCUGUGCAUGCCCAGGGGGCUGCACCACACCUCACAAUUCCUUCAGUCCUGGAUCCUACAUAGUCAUCGUGUUCUUCUCAAUUUUAUUCAUAUACCUUUCUUUAGGAAUUCUCUAUAAAAGAAUUGUCUACUCAGCAGAAGGAACUGAACUGGUACCAAACCGGGAAGGAUGGGCUUCCUUUUUCACUCUAGUCAAAGACGGUUACUUGUUUUUCAUCAGCCCCUGCCUUGGUAACACCAUUGACUAUCGAUAUUACCAGCGACUCUGAAUAACACCAGUCAGUUUCUCCCACCCACAAAUAUAUGUGUGUAUAUAUAUAUAUAUAUAUAUAUAUAUAUAUACAUAUAUAUACACACACACACGUGUAUUUUGGUAUUGUUCUGUUUGUUAUUGUCUGAUAUGUAUCCUUUUAUAUAUUUUUGUUUGUUGUUACUUGCUGUUAUUCUUUAACUUGCUUGAUAUUUCUGUUAAUCUAUGCAUAUGUCUGUGUGUAUAAAUAUCUGUAUGUAUAUAUGUUGUUGACAUCAGAAGAAUUUAUAAACCUUCAAGAGAACACGAAAUAAUUCAGAUUUGGAACAGUGACAAUGGCAUGUAAAUGUUGGGUUGCAAGGUCAAAGGCCACUAUAAUCUUUAGCUUUACGUGCUUUGAGACCUACUGUUCCUAAAAAAGAAUAUAUAUUUAUGUAUAUCUGCAGAUGUUUGUAUGGAAGGAGUGAUGUCUCACUUUCAAAACUCUAGUCUUAGUUCAGCUUUUGUUGCUCUUAGUCUUUCAUAUAAUUCCAAAAACAAAACUGAACGAAUCCCGUACACGUAUUUUAAAUCUUAUAUGUCACAUUAUAGUAGUUUGUGACUAGGAAG